Molecule: messenger RNA, 594 nt
Organism: Mus musculus (house mouse)
Lineage: Eukaryota; Metazoa; Chordata; Mammalia; Rodentia; Muridae
Gene: H2bc22
Product: H2B clustered histone 22
Exons: 2
Coding region: 28-444 (138 amino acids)
Cellular component (GO): nucleoplasm; nucleus; nucleosome
Molecular function (GO): structural constituent of chromatin; protein heterodimerization activity; DNA binding
Source: RefSeq, marked reviewed
GUAGCGUGGUAGAGUUCCUGACCUAACAUGCCUGAGCCUGUUAAGUCCGUUCCCGCCCCGAAGAAGGGCUCCAAGAAGGCCGUCACCAAGGCCCAAAAGAAGGAUGGCAAGAAGCGCAAGCGCAGCCGCAAGGAGAGCUACUCGGUGUACGUGUACAAGGUGCUGAAGCAAGUGCACCCCGACACCGGCAUCUCCUCCAAGGCCAUGGGCAUCAUGAACUCGUUCGUGAACGACAUCUUCGAGCGCAUCGCGAGCGAGGCGUCCCGCCUGGCGCAUUACAACAAGCGCUCGACCAUCACGUCCCGGGAGAUCCAGACGGCCGUGCGCCUGCUGCUGCCCGGGGAGCUGGCCAAGCACGCGGUGUCGGAGGGCACCAAGGCUGUCACCAAGUACACCAGCUCCAAAAUCCUGUGGAACAAAUUCUAUUAUCUUCCUUCCUUUUAAAGUUGAGGAAAUUAAAAUGAUUGUACGGAAGCUGCAACAUAAAUAGAGGCUUGUCUGAGUGGAGACCGAAGUGUGAACUACCCUCCACAAUAUGAUCCUGAAAAAGAAGUAUUUAAUACAUUAUAAAAAUAAAGGUUUCAAUCUAUCCCA